Maylandia zebra (zebra mbuna) is the source of this 7530-nucleotide messenger RNA. RefSeq names its product fibroblast growth factor 12. Lineage: Eukaryota; Metazoa; Chordata; Actinopteri; Cichliformes; Cichlidae. Gene Ontology annotation, molecular function: growth factor activity. The record is from RefSeq and is a predicted model, not a curated record.
UCUCUUCACAUUCAGCAGCUCUCAGCCUGCGAGGAAGAGGAGGAGGAGGAGGAGAGGAUGAGGCAGGAGAACAGAGUAGAGUAAAAUAGAGCAGAGCGGAGUGCAUGCGAGUGGAAUCGGCGGCUUUAUCGGCUCUUCUCUGGGAUAAUUCUGAACUUCUCGGGUUUGUUCCUCUUUUUCUGCAUGUCGGGAAGUUGUUGACGAGCUGAUGUAGGCGGGUGGAUGAAGAUGCUUUCCUCUCGCUCCACAGAGAUGUGAAGAAACGUCACGGUGAAGCUCUUUGAUUCUUCUGUUUGUGGCGCGUAAAUCGAGAAAAUCCCUGCUGCCAUGUGCGCUUCCAUCGGAGCGUCUGAAAGAUGGAGGCGACCUAAAGUGAUAAAUUACCCAGCAGACACGAUGAGCUCCUCGAUCGAGGCGUAAUCACUCAUCAAAUGUUCAUUCAGAGUUUUUCUUUAUUCCUUUAAUAAUUGUCUCCAGGCCAGUGCUGCGUCUUAACUUGUGUGGGAACCUGUAGGGUUAUUUAGGGAACAGGUAUUCUCUUCUUCUCUGGAUAUUUAAAGUUUCCGUCUUUCAGAGCUCCAUCAGGAUUUGUGAUCUAUUUCCAAACCCUCAGCUGAAGAGUGCGGGGACUUCAUCACCGUUCUUUGGAUUAGUCGUCAGAAAGGAAGCCUCAACAUGUAAACAUAUACUCAUAAAUCAACUAUUUAAACUGUUUAAGAGGAAUAUCUGUUUCCUAACAUCGGAGUGCACACAGGUUUUGUGCGGUGAAUCGCACGAACGUGAAACGACUUCCGGGUUCUUCACUUUUGUGGAUUUUCAGGAUCCUUCUGGUGUUUUUCUUUUGAAGCCUGUACGUGUGACCGUUGUGCAUCAGCUGUUCCACACAGUGGAUCUCUAACGUUUUGGUUCUUAAUCAACGAUCUGCCAUAAGGGAGAAGAUUUUUCAUCUUGGCUCGGUCCCUCCGAGGCCCGUCAGGCGACAUGUCACCUGUUUCGGACUGAAGGGUCGUCAGCCUCAGACUCGGACAGCAGGAGCAGAUAUUUUGUUCCUCUGUGGCUUCGUCCUCCUCUCAGAGAUAUGGCGGCGGCUAUCGCCAGCUCCCUGAUCAGACAGAAGCGCCAGGCCCGCGAGUCCAACAGCGACAAAGUCGCCACUAACAAGCGACGCUCAAGUCCCAGUAAAGACCCGAGGUCUCUGUGUGAGCGACACAUCUUCAGCGUCUUUAGCAAAGUUCGCUUCUGCAGCGGAAAGAAAAGACCAGUACGCCGGAAACCAGAGCCGCAGCUGAAGGGCAUCGUGACGCGCCUCUUCAGCGAGCAGGGCUUCUUCCUGCAGAUGCAGCCCGAAGGAGCCAUCAGCGGCACCAAGGACGAGAACAGCGACUACACUCUGUUUAACCUGAUCCCAGUAGGUUUGAGGGUCGUGGCCAUCCAGGGAGUGAAGGCCGCGCUGUACGUGGCCAUGAACGCCGAGGGAUUCCUCUACACAUCUGAUGUGUUCACACCAGAGUGCAAGUUCAAGGAGUCGGUCUUUGAAAACUACUACGUCAUCUACUCGUCCACCAUGUAUCGGCAGCACGAGUCGGGCCGGGCUUGGUUCCUGGGCCUCAAUAAGGAAGGAAUCAUCAUGAAGGGAAACCGAGUGAAGAAAACCAAACCGUGCUCACACUUUGUCCCCAGACCCAUCGAAGUCUGCAUGUAUAAGGAGCCGUCGCUGCACGAGCUCGAGGAGAAGCUGCUGAAGUCCUCGAGGAGCCCGACGAUGAACAGCGAGGAGCGGGCGAGGAGCCUGGAGAGGGAGCAGCGGGCAGCGGAGUCCUCCACAGAACGAGAGGCGUCGUAGCCUGCAGCGCCACCCGCAGGAGGAAGACGAGGCGAAGGUGGAGGAGGAGGAGGAGAACUCCCAUUUUAACACUCCCUCUGUUCAGCAACAACAACAACUACAACCACACCGACGACGACGACAACAACCGCCAUAACAACGACGGCGAAAACAAAGAAAAAAAGAAGCUUAAAAAAAGGGGAGGGGGGGCGGUGGGGUCUUCGUGCUCGUUAUGAAAUAUUUUAAAUCAAAUGGGGGAGGGCGAGGGGGAGGGGCCUGUUUGGAAAUGGAAAAAAAAUCAAGACGUUGAUGAUGAUGAUUUACAUUUUAUGCAAAGAGCCCUGCUGAAAUGGCGCCGAGAGGCUAGCCCACCUACUCUUCAUCGCCACAUUGUAAUCAUCAUCAUCAUUUCUGUCACAACGACGACAAAAUGUUUUUGCGAGUCGAGCGAGCGCUGAGAACUCCGAAGCUUUAAGCCAUGUAGAAACUUCACUUCCUUUCAUUUCUUAAUGAAUGCAAAGACUUUCGCACUUUUGACACGCCGCGCUUCUUCUUCUGCGUGAUGUUCUGUCCGGUUGGAAGGAAGACCUUUUCUGUUUCGUCUUCUUCAGCUGCCACAUCUUUACGUGCGUUACGUUGUGUUUUCGGGGUGGGAGCCUUUGUGGGUUUUUGUUGCAGACACUGGCGACUGAAGGAAAGAAGACGGCUCUGUGCCGAUCGGACCGCUUCCUGUGACGGAGGUCAGUCGGGCGACCGGGUGACUGUACGCCUGAGAGGAUCAGAACAGCGUGCCGGUUUGUGUGGUCGCUGCAGGUGGUGUCCACGUGAACUCCACAUUCCUGCUUUUUAAAAUCACUCAGCAGUUUGUAGAUCGAGUUCCUGCUUUCGCUUCACGUUGACGAAAACCGACGAAACUUCUUUAAACGCAUCCAAACGUGAAGGAUCGAGUUCUAAAAGGUUUGUGCGAGGCUCAGAGAAAGGCUUUGACCUUUCAGCCCUGAGUGUUGUCUGCAGGCUUCGUCUCAGGCUGUGUUAACGGCUGUUACAUCCGCAGAGGAGUUUAUAUUUGUCACUAUGCAUCUGAGACAUCAGAUAUGAUACACCCCAGAAGAGCUGGGGUGGAGGUGGGUUGCCAAGAGGCUUGUAAAAGCACCUGCAGCUGUUUAUAGGUCAAAUACAAGCCCAGUUUACGGUUGGAACAGACUGUAGUAUAGAUGGUGUACUCCCAAAUAUUUUCCAUGAACAAAUAGUUGACGAUGGGGGGAUUUUGAAUAUCCUAAAACAUAAUCAAUUAAUCAUUUCAGGGGAAACGUAGGGCAGAAACAACCCUGGGUGCUUCUUGGUAUAAACUAUACAGUCAGUGUGCUGUCAGAUUAUAGCGAGCACACCCACUGUAGUAGUAACCGAUCUGUAGUAACCAUGAACUGUGCAAACAUGCCAGAAAUGUGCAGCUUAGCAUAGUGCUAAUUCUUUUCCAUUGCACAGAAAGUAAUAAAUGAAGGACGGCAGGAGCCCAAAAUCAAGCAGCAACUUUCAGCGGUGAGCCAGUCCCCAUAGACUGGUAUGUUAAAAUGAACAGCUUUACAGUAGAAAUAUACAGCCUGGUAAAAAACACUGUUAGAGAUAAUUUCCUCCGCCUAAGAAGUCUGAGCUCCAGUUUUGGCGACUGAAAUUCUGGAAUUUUAUUUGUAUUUUACAGCGAGUGACGUCCUGGUAGCUACAGCUAUCCUUUAUAACCAGUCUGCUCUCCAAAACACGGCUGGUGUGAGUUACUGUUAGAGGCCUGCAGCCUGUGAGACACAACCCGGGGCAGGAAAGGUCAAAGAGCCGUGAGCACAGGUGGAGGUGUAACUCUGACUGUGGGGAGUUUCAGACACGAGGUUGGUCUGAAAGCUGCUGGUUUUAAAAAGAGAUCAGCAGGACUGUGAAGUCCACCAAUAAUGUCAUAAAAAACUGAUCGCAGCUCAGUCUCUCUGUGCUGCGUUCAGGCUCUGAUCACAUGACAAGAUUUUGGGUUUUGCGGCGUUACAAGAAAUAUUGCAUGAUGUACUUUCUGUGCGACGCCCCCGCAGACAUGGGGAGGUUUAAAUGAUUUAUUGAGACACUAACAGCCGAGUUGUGUAACUCUGAUCCGGUCUGAACAGGACUGAAGCUGAACGACGAGCCGACCGCGACCUGCCCUGUGCAGGCGUGUUGGAGCUCUGCGUGAUCAGGAUUUAACGGGUUAAAACGCCACAGCAUGCGCUCACUUUGUCUGUUAUUAACACGACUGUGUGUUUGGUUUUGAUGAGGACGGGCACACUGAGCUCUGAUUGGUCCAUUUGUUUAUGUUGAAUUGACACGAUGUGUGCAGCGGUUCAAGAAAAGAAAAUUUGAAUUUUAAAUUUAACUUCAAGGAAAAGAUGAAGUGGUCGGUUAUUGAUUAGUGAAUCAAAAGAUUCCAGAACAGGUUUUUAUGUCGUGGAUGUGAAUGUGUUUGGAUAAAACGCCCGACGCUCCCACUUUCACUCCCUCCACCGUGAUGCAUUCAGGUGUCGGCCGAUGGGGGGCUUUGGAGCGUUUCUGACACUGCCCCGCUUUGUUUAGACAAAGAGCACUGCCCUGAAAACUGUUUCACUCCAACCUCGUCUGAACUUCACACAGCUGAAAGGAAAAGAUUUCCUGUCAUCUUUCAAAAUAAAAGUCAAGAGUUUAAGGAAGAGCAGACGUGCAGCUCCCUGGGUGGAUGCUCAGGAUUGAAAGCUCCCUUUAUUGCGUCCACCCCGAGUACGUUUCUUCCUUGCACUGCUCUGUGACGGCGAGAUCUUUUCCUUUCCAGAGAGUAAAGUUUAGACGUUCAGCCUGAGUCGCUGCACUGCCCUCUCCAACCUCUAAGACUUUCCUUCUUCUCUCACUCAGACCCUUUACUUCUCUCCGAUGUUACCAGCCGAGUUUCCCAAAAAGAAAACCGGGAAAAAAAUGAAACAAGUCUCCAUCAAACGCGUCCUUCCUCCUGCACACGUUCUAUCACUGCCUUCACCGUUCUCAGCGGGAGAAAAUCACCAGGACUGCAGCAUGUAUGGAAAGUCGUUAGUGCCAUUCGUGCUGCGAUCCUGUCUCUGCAGCUCAUACUGUGGUUCCACAAGUUCAGCCUCUGUCGUCACGCUGGCUCAGAACAAUCCUGAGAAACUUCUGUCAUCAUAAAAUCAUUUGUAAAGAUAUUUUUGAGUCAUAAAGAUCAGAGAUGGAAAACCUCUGCUCAGGCUGAAAUGUCCCUCCACUGUACUGUCCCUGGUUCCACAUCUAGAUUGGACCAAGUCCCCAAAACAGUCCCGGCUGUUCUUCUGAUCCUGAUUCUGUUGCUGAUUAACAGGAAGCUCUCAGAACCUGAAUAAGCAGCUGCUCAUUUUAGAACUAGGCUGGGCCAGUUUGUACCAUAAGGAGCAGCAAGUCAGUGUAGCCGUAUUUAAGUAAGUUACUAAAAACACCUUAUGUGCCAAGUAAGAGAGUAACGUCUGUUGGCGAAAAGAGCGUAGGGAUAAAAACAGAGCAAAGGUUUAAAGAACAGUUAAAACAACAACUGCUGAUGACGUUCUGCACGUUUGUUACAUAAAAGUCCCUUAACCCAGGGGUGUCCAGCUGUAGUCCUCCAGAGCUGCUGUCCGCAGCUUUUAGAUGCAUCCCUACUCCAACACAGCUGAAUCAAAAGGUUCGAUUCCCUCUUCAGCAGACAUCAAGUUUGGCAAAGGCCUAAUAACGAACCAUUCAUUUGAUUCAGGUGUGUCAGAACAAGGAUGCGUCUAAAAGCUGCAGGUAGCUCUGGAGGACUGGAGUUGGACACCAAACGAGGAGCUCGGCCUGCAGAUGAACGAGAGUUUGAACUUUGAUGUGUUUGUUUUUGGGAAACUCGUCACCUCCCGUCGGCCGACACCAAGCUGCAGAGAUGACACUUAAAAACACUCUGAUCGGUGGAAGUGGAGGGUAAAAGGAGGCGGGGUCAAGCGGGGCGUGGUUGGUGAGGUUGUAAAUGGAUAAAUGGACUGAAGGGUGGAAAUGAAUGGACCAGUCACAGUCUGCUGCGCUGCCUCUGAGAAUGUCUUCCAGUUUGGGGUUCUGGGUCGGACCGCGAGGACUGGAACACGAGCGGCUCGGCACGAACGCUCUCCUCUUAAUGUUUCUGUAAGCGUCAACACAACCAAACCACUCGACAGAAAUGUUGUACCGGGUGUCUUUUCUACCACAUCCUCUGCUUCAGGCUCAGCAGGAGACCCAGAACCAGUUUCAAUCUAACUGCCUUCAAGUUACGAGAUAAGUUCGCCUCAAAAAUCAUGUGAGAGCCCUUUUGUACGGAGGAAGCAAAGUGCCAGUCACAUAACCAAAACAUAUGUCAUAAAUCUCAGUUUAUUAUCUAAAUAAAUCUAAAAUCUAGAUAGAAAUUAAAUGUUGAUGUAGUGGCCAUCUUACUUUCUUCUUAUAGUUCUCUCUUUGUCUUAUAUUUAAAAUAACCACACUACGGACGGACGUGCGACUGUUUUACGCGUCGGUUUGUUAGCAAAAAACCGUCCACUUGAUUAUUUUUCACAUAAAUCUUUCACAAUAAAGCUCAAGAUCCUGUUGAGACUUUUCAAAAUAAACUAAAAUGAUGAAAAUAUACAUUAUUUCAGAAUAUGCAUCAAAAAAAUGAUCUCAAAUGCAAACAUGAAGUAACUACAAAUGGCGCUCACAUUUGAGCUCGUAUAGCACGCUAGCACACGACAGCAAUGAAACAAAAGCAGAAAAAAAAGGAAAUAAAUUCAACAUAGAGGGAAAAAAAAUCAGCAACAACUUAGUAAUAAAUGUAAUAACUUUCAUAGAUAAAAUAAUUUCUACUGUUGUUAACCAUAUAAUUUAACUUUUAUAUGUUAAAGUAAAUAAAAAUGUUGUUUUGAUUUAUUUACAUGUGACGCCAGAUGACAUUUGUCACCUUUCACAAACUCACACGAACGCCUGCGAAGAAAAGAUUUUAGUUGCGUAUCAAAUAUUUGAGAAUGUCUUAAAGUGUAAGAAAAACCAGAUGUGUGCGUUCGUUCGCUGCUUUAAACGUCCACAGUGUUUCUUUCGUCUCCGUGCUGCCUGUUGUCAUUUUACUGAGACAUUCUCAAAUACUUUAACUCGAGUCUUCUCAAGUUAGCAAAAAAUAAGUGCAGGGUUUCAAAUCCUUUAUUUCACAAGCACAAAAUCAGAGCGGGAACAUUGAACCAUCGUUGAUAAGGCUCGCAUCGAUGGUAAUCUGCGUCACCUGAAGGCAGCAUGAGUUUGUAAACCGGUUCAUGAGAAGCAGAAAGUGUAGAAAAGACAAAAGUCUGUGUUUUAAAGCGUUCAGGGUUCGACUCUGAGCUCUCUAGAAAUUAAACGAUGGCAGUUUUAAAGUUUCCUGCUUAUAAAAACUGAGACGCUCAGUUUUUUUACUCAAAAACAGUGAGAUGUUGAACCUGUAGGGGGCACUGUCGUAUCACAAAAUGAUGAUGUCAUUACGAAGCGACGCAGGCCCAGGAGGAGGGUGAACGUCACCGAGUUGCAACGUGUUUGUCGAACCUAAAAUCUCUUGCUCUUUCUUUGUGUUUGCUGAUGUUUGCACCUUUUCGGACGCACCUCCAUAUAAAAACGCAUCAUAUAUUAGAAGAAAAUCAUCGCAAAUACGCAGCAGGAUGAAAAAAGAGUACUGAAAAAUAAAAAAACAUAUAAGAGCA